UAAACUGGUGGCCCUUAAACUAUAAACAACGUUCAUGUCAUUGUGAUUAGAUUUCCAUAAAAUCCUUGUCGCACAAUACUGUUAGGAAUAUUAACAUGAGUAAAAAGUAGUGAAAAUAUCUAUGACUAAAUCACACUGUCUUUGAGUAGUUCAAGUUCGACUAUGUAUCAUAUUUAUCAGAAUUCAGGACGCCAGAAGACUGUCCGAGUAGUGUCUAUGUGAUGGAGGCUCUGUAGUUAUAAUCAGUAUAAAGUGUAAUUAGUAGUUAAAUAAGAUAAAAGCUCAUUAGGAAUAACAAUACAUGUACUACCAUAUACCAUAUAUUAGUAAGGCCAUUCCAUAUAGUGGGCGCCACUAAAUAAUCGGAACGGUGAUGCUCGAAUUCACCGCAUGUGUGAAGGUACCUUUUUUGCAAUGAUAUAAGAAAACAGCCUCAAUGGCUACAGAUGCUACCAUCAUAAGAGUCCAGCAGUAUUUUAAACAUUGUUUUUGACUUAAUGUAACACAACUUUUUGCACAUGAAAUUUUUAUCUAUGAAGUUUUCUUUAAUACAAUGAGUAUCAUGGUAGUAGAUGAACCGAUUACAAAUAUCGAUUUUCACUUAAGUUAAUUUUUUAUCUGUGAUAGUUUUGUGUAAACAUUAAACAAAUUGUUUGAAUACAUGUGCACCUCGUGCAAAUAAAAGAGUUUAUUUUAAAUAAUUGAACUGCGAUAUGAUAUUAAAUUAAUAAUUGUAGCAGUCAUAAAAUGUCUGGUUAUUUGGAGGUGAAGUAUCCCUUUAAAUCGAAUCUCGGAUUGAAUCCUUUCAAGUCGUGGAAAAGACAAUGGUGUAUUCUUCGGCCGAGUCCGAUGAGUGCUGGUGGUGGUUCGCUAGCUGUUUACUGCAGUGAGGCGGGGUCUCCUGCAGGGACGGUUGAAUUACGUUCUGGUUGUAUCGUAAAACGUGCGAAAUCUCGUACGCGACCUCAUGCAUUCGCCGUGUUCUCCAUCGAGGAGCCGUGCAAGCCUCGGAUCUUAUUGGCGGCACAGAGCCUCCAAGAAGCGCAGCAUUGGAUGGAUAAAAUCCGAGACUUAUUAAACGGCGACAAGCUUCUAGGCACAGAAUCAUUGCUUAAAGAUUCUUAUUCAGUGACGAUCAUACCUACUGAAUUGUCACAAAAAUGUGUUAUAAGUGGUGACAACAAUGUAACAUUAUCGUCGACCGGUCUGAUGGUUUCUCGUCCACAAACCACAGGCAUGAUGAUACGUUGGCAACACAUUACUGAUGUUCUCCAGACCAGAGAGAGUGGAGAUAAGAGCAAAAUAUGUGUGCUCAGUAUUGAUAGUGGUUUCAACGGUGGCGGGGAGAUGAAAUUCAGCAGCGCACUCUCGGGGGAGCUGGCUGGCGAGCUGGCGGGUGCGGUGCGGCAGGCGCUGCGGGAGCGCGCUCGGGCUCCGCCACUGAGCCGCAGUCAACCCGAUCUGACAGCAGUGUGUCAUGAAAUGGGCGAAUUACGUCGCAGCAGCUGGUACAGCGGGCCAUCCGAAGUGUCCCUCGAUGACACUGAUCUCAUUAUGUCCAAGGAGGCGCGCCGCAUCCCGAGCGGGCAGCUGUCCCGCACGCGCGCCCGCCGCCUGCUGCGCGCCUCGCUGGCCGAGCUCGUCUCCUUCGACGACGGCGCGGCCGACCGCCGCUCGCUGGCGUCCGUGUCGUCCGGAGUGUACGAGGAGAUCACGGAGGAGGCGGCGCCGCGGGAGGAGCACACGUACGAAUCGGUGGCGGACUGCGUGUACGCCACGUGGCGCCGCACCGGCAAGCGACACCCGCCCCCCCUGCCGCCGCGCACGCCCGCUCUCACUAUGAAGCUGGGCGAGGCGUGGGGCUGCGCCGGCGACGGUGUCACGCGGCACUCGUCGCUGGGCUCGCUGCACCACAAACCCACUCGGCCCGCCAAACCCUUCAGCGUGUUCAGAAAAAGACUCAAAAGCGACUCCCGAAUAGCAACAUCACCGAAAUCCGAAACCGCCAAGGAUAAGGACGUCGAGACGAAAAAGAAAAAGUUCGACUUCACGCCCACGCGGGAUAUAUUCAAGAGCUUCAAAGUGAGUCGGAAGAUGAAGAACCUCAAAAUCACCUCGGGCGGCCUCACGAAAGGCGAGACGAAGAGCUGCGAGUUCCUCGACGAGACGCAGCACGUGACGGCCAACCGCUGCUCCAAGUCCGUGGAGUGCCUGGACGGCGGCGACGGCUUCGACGAGUUCGGCGGGCCGCUGGCGCUCGUGCCGCCGGCGCUGGUGCAGCUCAUCCUGCGCGCGCCCGAGCUGGCGGAGAGCGAGUACAUGCCCAUGUCGCCCAUCGCGCCGGCCGCCGAGCACCACUACAUGGUCAUGUCGCCGCGCACCAAGCUGGCCUGAGCCCCCGGCUGUGAUAUUGUUUGAUGGUUGAGUUGCUUAGUUGGCGUCCGAGUAACGCUAGUUCGAUUGACUUGGCUGUCGUCAGAAAUUUUAGUAUUACUUUUAUCCGUCCAGAAUGGACCGUAGAGUUGAACGGUGGGGUGAAAUUUAGUGAAAAAUACCAAAGUCUCUUCAGAAAAUAUCAUAACAGAAUACAUACUAGUUACUAAAUUUAAUAGCAAAAAAGUAGUAAAAAACACAGUAUUACAGACAAUUUACAUAUAUUUUUAUAAAGAAUAAAUAACAGAGUCGUGUGACCAAAAGGACAAAUUUUACUUUAUUUUCAGAUAAGUAUUUAUUACAAACAGUGUUCAACAUCAUUAGUAAAACAAACUUUCGAUCUUACCAAAGUACAGGAGUUCACUUUGGUUUUGGUACUUGAAUGACGAGGGUAUCACACGUUUUAAAUUUACAUUUAUCAACAUCAAUAAAUGUCAAUUCUUGUUGUACAAAAACAAUAUAAAUUAUCAAAAUCAGUCAGGUUUAUUUUUGCAUUACAAGUUUUUUUUUUUUAAGUUAGUUAUUGUGAUGUUCUUUUUUUAUACAAAUAGUUUAGAUCAUAUUUCGUGAUUAUUAAAUCUCGUAUGCAUAUUUAUGUAAGUUGAUAUUUUGCAUAAAUUUUCUAUUGUUUCUAUGUGAUAAUAUCCUCCUCUUGACCGAUUUCGUCCACGGUUACUGAUCCCAUGGGAGACUAGCCAAUAGAUAGAUCAUUUAUAAAAUACAUGACAAAGACGGUUUACGAAGUUUGACUAUUGAUAAUAGACAAGGAAUUAACUCCUCCAAAACUCCGAUGUUGAUAAAUAAAUGUGUAGGAAAUUGUUGGAUUGUAUAGGAAACGUUCGUGACGGAUUUUUUAUUUAUUUUUAAUCUGCCUAAUUAUUAGUAAAGGAAGGUCGAUGAAAAAAGACUGAAGGAGAAAGCUUUAUAUGAACAUACUUUAACGUUACGGCUCUGAAAUUAUGUAAUUAAGAAACAUCGGUGAUAAGAAAACAGUUUAGACGAUAUACUAGCUUUAUGUUCAAACGAUAAUUUAAAACACGAAAAGUAAUCGUUAUAAUUUAAGAUUCAAAGUAAGUAUAUCAAAUAGACAAGUAUCUAAACACCGACGAAACGCGACUCGCUGCAAUUUCAGAGCGGCAAAGUUAAAUUAUUUUUAUCGUACGUAGUCUGAGCUAGUAUAAAAACGUCGUGAGGUAUGCCAUGGAAAAGAAUUUGUUUGAAUUUAGAUAAAAUGUAGUUAAUAGAGCUUCAUUUUGAAGGGAACGGAUUUAUUUGCGCUGAUGUGUUGUGAUAUUAUGUAUUAUCUUGUUAUAUCGGGCUUAAAGGCUUUUGUUGAUUUUGACAUGUAUUAGACUGAAAUGUUGGAAAAUAUUGAAAAUUUUUGGACGUUCGUUUUGCGUUUGCGUCGGUGAAGUUUAUGUGCCCAAAUAAUAAAGGCAAGUAGCUUAAUUUGUAUAGCAAUUAUUAAAGUUUAAGGUCGCUUUUCGCUAUUCAAAUUCUGACCAACAUACAUACAUUAUGAUAGCUUGUAAGUACUUAAUAUUAUGAUAAUUAAGAUGUUUUAUCACCUAAUAAAAUAAAACGAUCUCUGAAACUUGUAGACAGUAUUUAUAUAAGCAUUAAGUGAUACGCCGUUUAUUUUGCAAUUGUAUUUUAUUGUAUGGUCUAAGGUUCGUGUGUGUACCCAGUGUGUACAAGUGUGUGUGUUCUACACACACACGUACACCAUAUUCUAUAUUUGAAUCGAAAACCGAAUGAAAUCAGUAAUCAAAUUUUGUUUGUGAUACAAACAUAUCAUAUGCUUUUGUUUAUUUGUUUUAUAAAAAGGUAAAGCAAUGUUGAUUAAAAGAUUAAUGAAAUCUUACAUAAUUAGUUCUCUAAUUCAAUAAAAUCACUUUCAAUUUGAAUGCGAUUUUGAGUAAAGCGACGAGCGUUGAGAGUUAAAUGAGUCGUUUGCCUAAUUUAAAUAAAAACAUUAUUCAAUUACAUCGGCUCAAAUGGCUUUAAUUAAACGUAUUAUAAAUGUUUUUCUUUUUUUCAAACUAUAUCAUUAUGGCCAAAUGUUGCCAGGAAAACAGUGUAAUAACAUAUUCUAUUGUAUACUUUUAUAUCUUUUAAUAAUGUAUGUUGUUGCCAUACAGCGGUUGCGGAGCAAGAACAAUUUCGUAUGUUGAAAGGACAUAAGUUGUUUCUUCCACUUGAAUAUAUUGCCAUCGCAUUCGCACACGUGCAGCCAAGCCGUCACCUGAAAUUUUAAACCUUUGUCAUUGUUAAACAAUGUUAUUUAUUCAUGUGCACGUAUUCUUUGGUUUGUCUACAAUUUAUGUUAGUGGAUAGUUCGACAAACACACUAAUUACAUACUCACAGCAGAAUAACGAUAUAAUGUAGAUUUUGGUUUCUUCCUCUACUAUUUUGCAAUAUUUUUAAAUGUUUUAGCCACUGGCAAUAACACAUAUCUAUAACCAAUUCUACUAAUUUAUAACAGCUCCGCUUCAUCUUCGAGGGAUCCGCAACUGGAUCGUUGUGUUACUACAAUAGAUAACCAGCUAAUCAGCAAUGAUUAUUUUCUGUCCGAUUAAGUGAGAAUUAUUUAGUAGAAUUGUUCCGAAGGUCAAUGUCCGAAAUUCUUGCUCCGCGACCAGCAUUGCUGCGAUUUUUUACUGUAGAGUAUUUUCUGACUAAUUGAGAUAUAUUUUAGUUAUAAUGCGUUUUAAAAGGAUUCAGGAUAAGAUAGUUAUAGUUUAUACCGCCUUACGUGUCUCAUUAUACUAAUAACGAAUAUGUGAUAUUUUAUUAUAUUCACAACAUGGAUAAUGACUUAAUUAUAAACAUAAUUAUCUGUAACGAAUUUGACACGAUAAUUACGAAACUGUAGUUUGAAUUUCAUUUACAUAUCUUUCAUAAGACCGUUAUGUAAGCUGUACUGUUGUUUUUACUGUUUUUUUUUUUGUUGUGUGCCAAGUAAGUAGCGCUUGUUUUAUAUUUGUAUAUUUAUGGUGUAAUAUACUGAGACAAUAUUUUGUACCUUAUGUGGAAACAGUAUAUUAAUAACUUUUUUAUUUAAGCUUAUUUAUUUAAUUCCGCUGAUCUGAAUUUGAAUAUUCUCGUUUCACAUGGAACACACCCUUCGUUGAUAACUUGUGAAUAUUAGUCAAUUUGAGAUUAUACAGAUGUUACUUAAUUAUAUUAUGUAUCUGUAUAUUCGAUGGACCAAAAUCUCGUUUAUAAUUUUCUAUUUAUUUUGCUUUAAGAUCUUCAAUAAAGAAUUACAUUGUGUUGUUUAAAUAAAG
Vanessa atalanta (red admiral) is the source of this 5724-nucleotide messenger RNA. RefSeq lists its product as uncharacterized. The transcript is spliced from 9 exons. NCBI's taxonomy places the organism in Eukaryota, Metazoa, Arthropoda, Insecta, Lepidoptera, Nymphalidae. The record is from RefSeq and is a predicted model, not a curated record. Bases 748 to 2394 code for a protein of 548 amino acids.